Molecule: messenger RNA, 1656 nt
Organism: Penicillium daleae
Lineage: Eukaryota; Fungi; Ascomycota; Eurotiomycetes; Eurotiales; Aspergillaceae
Product: asparagine synthase family protein
Exons: 3
Coding region: 1-1656 (551 amino acids)
Molecular function (GO): asparagine synthase (glutamine-hydrolyzing) activity
Source: RefSeq, a predicted model, not a curated record
AUGUUUCAACAGGAGGUCCCGGCACAAGAUGGAGUGUCUGCGCCAAUAACACUGUACCUCACAUUUAUCUCGACUGUGCUAUCAUUGCGAGGUGAUCAUGUCUACAAACAGCCCCUUGUAGAUGCCGCCACUCAAUCUGUAUUCUGCUGGAAUGGGGAAGCCUGGAAGAUUGCUAACGAGCGGGUCUCGGGUAAUGACACAGAGCUUGUUUUUGGUCGAUUCCUGCAGGCUGUGACGGGUGGUGCCCAUCAGGCCAUUGAAAACUUUGCAAGUGUUGUUGCAAGUAUCUCGGGUCCAUUCGCAUUUGUCUUCUAUGAUGCUGCACAUGGACGAGUGUUCUUUUCCAGAGAUUGCCUUGGCAGAAGGUCACUUCUGCGUGGCUUGGACGAGGAUGGCAGUCUGAAGAUUUGCAGCUUAUGCGAUGGCUCAUCCUCUACGCACUUCCAAGAAGUUGGUUUUGAAGGUGUCUAUAUGAUUGAUCUUGAGAAAUACCAAGAGCCAUCUAUAGACUCUGCAGAGCCAUAUAAGAUUGACAUACUGCCAUGGAGUUCUGACCCUCGUCCUCCUGCAGGUCAUAUAAAAAAUCCCAUUCCGCCAAUGAACAUGUCCGUCCCAGGGGAACAACCUCCUGCACUUAAACCAGAGACACCCUUUGUGAAGGAUCUCCAAUCCAAACUGCACCAGUCUCUCGCCCUAAGAAUUGAAGAUGUACCCAACCCACCCGAUUACAUCCAAGGCCAAAGCGCCAAAAUUGCAGUCCUCUUCUCAGGAGGCCUAGAUUGCACACUCCUCGCCCGCCUAGCUCACAACAUCCUCCCCAUAAACGAACCAAUCGAUCUCCUCAACGUCGCAUUCGAGAAUCCUCGAGUUGCCGCCGCCGCCGCCGCAACUUCGAAGCCGCAAAAUCCAUCUUCAUCAUCCCCUCCAUCAAAACCCACUUCCUUCUACGAAGCAUGUCCAGACCGGAUCACCGGCCGCUCAGCACACGCCGAGCUCCAACAGACCUGUCCAGACCGAACAUGGCGCUUCAUCGCCAUCGACAUCCCCUACACUGAAACCCUCGCCCACCGCGACUCCGUCAAGCGACUCAUGAGGCCGCACAACACGGAAAUGGACCUAUCCAUCGCCUGCGCGUUGUACUUUGCCUCGCGCGGCCAAGGAGCCAUCUCCAAUCCCACCCCUUCCCCCUACACCACCACCGCCCGCGUACUGCUCUCCGGUCUCGGUGCAGAUGAGCUAUUCGCCGGGUACGGCCGUCACGGAGUCGCAUUCACCCGUGGCGGAUUCCCAGGACUCAUCGCCGAGAUCCAGUUAGACGUCAGUCGACUUGGUCAGCGCAACCUUGGCCGCGAUGACCGGGUGCUCGCUCAUUGGGGCCGGGAGACGAGAUUCCCGUACCUGGAUGAGGAGUUUGUCGCGUGGGUGCUGCAGGCACCGGUGUGGGAGAAGUGCGGGUUUGGACUUGCGGAGCCGCAAAGUGAGGAUGGAAAGCGGUGUCUUGAAGGCAUUGAUAAGGAGAAGAUGGCGCUGCGGCUUGUGGCGCUUCGAUUGGGGUUGAGCUCUGUGGCGAGAGAGAAGAAGAGGGCUAUUCAGUUUGGCGCUAGGACGGCUAAGAUGGAGAAGGGGAGGACGAAGGGGACUGAUGCGUUGAGCUAA